AUUUCUCCUCCAAAUGAACAUAUUGUCCUGAAUGAGCCAUGGCAACCGUGGUGGCAAAGAUAUCAACCUAUAAGUUACAACUUGUGCUCCAGAUCUGGCAACGAAGAGGAAUUUAUAGACAUGGUGACCAGGUGCAACAAUGUUGGGGUAAACAUUUAUGCGGACGUUAUUAUCAAUCAUAUGUCUGGAAGUAGUGGUGGAGAAGGAAAUCAUUCAUCAUGUGGAAGUUGGUUUAGCGCCAGCAAGAAGGACUUUCCAAGUGUUCCAUACUCUGCUUGGGACUUCAAUAGUAACAAAUGCAAAACUAGAAAUGGUGACAUUGAAAACUAUGGAGAUAUUUUUCAGGUACGGGACUGCCAACUGGUCAGUCUUUUGGACCUUGCUUUGGAGAAAAAUUAUGUCAGAAGUAAAGUGGCUGAAUACAUGAACAGGUUGAUUGAUUUAGGUGUCGCUGGAUUCAGAAUGGAUGCCUGCAAACAUAUGUGGCCAGGCGACCUGGAAAAUGUUUAUGGUCGUCUUCACAACCUCAGUUUAAGAUGGUUUCCCAAUGGAUCAAGACCCUUUAUCUUUCAGGAG
Molecule: messenger RNA, 576 nt
Organism: Cyprinodon variegatus (sheepshead minnow)
Lineage: Eukaryota; Metazoa; Chordata; Actinopteri; Cyprinodontiformes; Cyprinodontidae
Product: alpha-amylase 2B-like
Exons: 3
Biological process (GO): carbohydrate metabolic process
Molecular function (GO): cation binding; alpha-amylase activity
Source: RefSeq, a predicted model, not a curated record